Camellia sinensis is the source of this 519-nucleotide messenger RNA. Lineage: Eukaryota; Viridiplantae; Streptophyta; Magnoliopsida; Ericales; Theaceae. The record is from RefSeq and is a predicted model, not a curated record.
CAUCAUCACCAAGAAGUUUUUGAAAAUUUUGAGCUUUAACAAUUCCCAAACAGAGCCUCUGUUAUCUUCAUUUUUCCAAAACUAGAAACCAAAGAUGAACCAAAACCAAGGCUCGGGCAUGAAACAGAGCUACCAAGCUGGCCAGGCCAAGGGCCAAGCUCAGGAGAAGGCUAGCCAAAUGAUGGACAAGGCUGGCAAUGCUGUUGAAUCUUGCAAAGAUUCAAUGCAAGAGGCAGGGCAGCAAAUGAAGGCCAAGGCUCAAGGGGUUUGUGAUGCUGCCAAGGAUUCCACUGGAAUGAAGUGAUCAAUGGAUCCACAACUCUCUCUCUCUCUCCAAUUCCAUUUUGGACCCUUCUAGUCUUUGAAUUUUAUUUUUAUUUAUUUAUUUAUUUAUUUUUUAGUUUCCAUUUGAACAAAGAGAGCUUCUUCAUGGAUUUCUCAGCCUAGCUAGCUAAGUUCUUCAUGUUCCAAGUUUUCAGAUGUAUUAAGGGAAUUCAAUGGAUUUAAUUUAAUAACUUC